UCUUCCCCCUGCCCGUCCACGGCUUCUGGGAAAUAGAUAGGUAGCUCGCGUCCCUCUGGGGUUGCCUGCUACCUAUCUACCUGCUCGUGCCUGACUAGCACCUCGCUCCAUAAUGCGACGACGCCCUCCCGGUGGAGCCGUCGUCAUUGCCUGGCGCAGACGUCGCAGACGUCGCAUCCUACCAGAAUUGUAGCCCUAGUAGCGGUCUCGGAGCCCUGGGCUGUUUUUUUGACCUCUUCUUAUUCUUCCUGCAUUGUGGGUGGAUCGAGAGAGACCGCCAGUAUACCAAAAACAGUCUUACGCUCUCGCCUGAGGGACAAUUUUGUUUAUUACCUACGUGUCCGAUCUCUCUUCCCUCCGGGGACACCCACCCCCUUGUGAUUCUCGGCCUGCGCGAUGAGAACAUACGUAUACUUGUUGCCCUUUUACGCCUCCUAUGUCCCCUUACGUGUGAUUACUUCGCGGUAACUCGGGUAGCUCGGCGCGCGGCGUUGCUUAGCUGCGAGAGAAAAGCGGCAUGACGCGGGUACCGGUCAUCGAGGCGCGGCGCGGCUCCGAAGUCAAGUUCGGAUCCGAUAAUACGGAUGGCGUCCAGACGGAGACGGACGUCAAAGUGGCCGCCUCCGCCUCCGCUGCCGACCCCGACAUCGACCCCAGCCCCGACUCCGUACCCGACGACGAGCCGCCGGAGGGCGGACUCGUGGCCUGGUCCCAAGUCGCAUCGGCCCACAUCGCCAACAUGCUGUCCUGGGGCUACGGCACGGGAUUCUCCGUCUUCCAGCUCUACUACAAGCAGAAUAUGCAUUGGCCGAACGCCCAGGUCGCCUGGAUCGGCUCCGUCCAGAUCUUCUUCCUCUUCCUCCUAGGCAUGGUGUCGGGCAGGCUCUCAGAUGCCGGCUACAUGGUGCAUUCCUACGCCGGCGGAGCUCUCUUGACCGUGAUCGGCAUGUUCAUGACGAGCGUGUCGACUCAAUACGUGCAUAUAAUGCUUGCCCAGGGGGUCUGCAUGGGCAUCGGCGGCGGGCUGAUGUUCAUGCCGGCCACCGCGAACGUCACCACCUACUUCAAGAAGAAACGGUCGGUGGCCGUCGCCUUCAGCGGCUGCGGGUCGAGCACGGGCGCCAUCCUGUUCCCCGCCAUCAUCCAGUACCUGACACCGCAGGUCGGCUUCCCGUGGGCGGUUAGGAUAUGCGGGUUCACGUCCGUAUUUCUGGCCGUCGUCGGGUUGCUCAUCCUGACCCAGCGCAAACUGCAGAGGGUCCCGGCACCCUUCUUCGAUCUGGCUGCCUUCAAAUACACACCGUACACCACCUUCUGCGUUGGCGCGUUUCUCAUGUACUUCGGUCUGUUUACCUUGCUUAUAUAUAUCAAUUCGUUCGCUCGCGAGAUCAUCGGCUUUAGCGACUUGCAGUCCGUCAACUUCGUCUUCGUAACCAACGCGGUAGCCAUCCCGGCGCGGCCCAUAUUCGGCAUCAUCGCCGACCGCUACCUCGGAGCCGUCACCACGUUCGGCUGCAACACGGUCGCGCUCGGCGUCAUGGCGUUCAGCUGGAUCGGCGUCACCAGCGGCUCGGCCAUGUACGCCUACUCGGUCGUCAUGGGCUUCGUCAACGGGGCCGCCCAGGGCAUCGUCUCGAGCGCGGUGAGCAGCUUCGUCAAGGACGUGGCGAAGAUGGGCACCUGGAUGGGCAUGGUGUUCGGCCUCGGCGGCUUCGCGACCCUGGCCGGACCUCCGGCCAUGGGCGCCAUCAUCGACGCGAGCGGAGGUAGCUACCUGUGGGGCCAGGUUUGGGCGGGAACGUUAAUCGUCACCGGCGGCGUAACCGUUCUCGUGUCGGCCAGGCUGCUGGGGGGGCCACCGAAAACGGGAUUUUGGCCCCGAGUAUGACGGGCCAAGGCGAAGGGGAAGAAGAAGAAGCGUGAUCCCCUCUCUGUGAAGGCUGGGAGGUUGGGUAGGUUGGGCAUUUUCGUUCCGCAAUUGCUCCAAAGUUGUGACCAUAGCGGGUAAAAUGGGUAGGCACAUGGAGGUGCCGCAGCGAUAAUUGAUGGUAGGUAGGAAGGUACCUAUGCCUAGGUAGGUAAUUAGGGGACAGAAUCGAAUAGAGAUAUUCGACCGGGCUUCAUAUGUGUU
Messenger RNA from Durotheca rogersii, 2131 nucleotides. RefSeq names its product MFS general substrate transporter. Gene Ontology annotation, biological process: transmembrane transport. The coding region runs from base 518 to 1888 and encodes 456 amino acids. Gene Ontology annotation, molecular function: transmembrane transporter activity. NCBI's taxonomy places the organism in Eukaryota, Fungi, Ascomycota, Sordariomycetes, Xylariales, Xylariaceae. The transcript is spliced from 3 exons. The record is from RefSeq and is a predicted model, not a curated record. Gene Ontology annotation, cellular component: fungal-type vacuole membrane.